Molecule: messenger RNA, 2147 nt
Organism: Salvelinus sp. IW2-2015
Lineage: Eukaryota; Metazoa; Chordata; Actinopteri; Salmoniformes; Salmonidae
Product: forkhead box protein D1-like
Biological process (GO): regulation of transcription by RNA polymerase II; cell differentiation; anatomical structure morphogenesis
Molecular function (GO): RNA polymerase II cis-regulatory region sequence-specific DNA binding; DNA-binding transcription factor activity, RNA polymerase II-specific
Source: RefSeq, a predicted model, not a curated record
UGUUUCUUAAAAUCCAUAACUUUAUAAAUACUUAUCGUUUAUGUCAAUUAUUUAAAACAUAACAUUCCACUAUCAUGUUACAGCUUUUUAUCACAUUAGAUUAUGAUCUAUAAGGAAUAGUCCUACCAUCAUGGGCUUUGUUCUGCAUGCAGCCUUCUAUCUUCUAUGUUCAGUGAUAUAGGCCUAUUUUUUUGCCAAACAUUUAGCUGAAAUGAAAGGUUUAGAUUAAUUAUAUUUGUAUACCAAGAUGACCACCAAAAAGAGAACCAAACUUUUUUAAAUCGUCCACAAUUGUUGCUAUUUUUUUAAAUCUCUUCAUUUGCCUUGGUGACGUUCCCUCGCCAUGUGAUCAGAGCUCUGGUAUAAAGCGUGAGGGAAGAUCCGCCCUCUUUAGGAUUCAGGUUUGGCCUUUUUCAGGUCUUUCCACUGACUAGCAUCCGGAUGUGCGGUAUUGAACAACGAAAAAAGCCCUAAAACAUAUGGUAGUGGCUGGAGAAAAGGGACAUCUAUUACCGCGGGCGUGCUCCUCUAACUCCGUCAUAUGAGUUGUCUUGGAAGAGGGCAGAGUAGCACGGGCAGUAUAUCCUCUUCCUAUCCGCCGUAGCUUCUGGGAGCGCACAGCACAGUGCAGCCUCUACACAGCCAGCGGUGAGCCAUGACUCUGAGCUCCGAGAUGUCGGAUGCCUCCAUCCUUUCGGAAGAGACAGACAUCGACGUGGUCGGCGAGGGGGAGGAUGGGGACAGCCAAACGCGCUCUUACGUAGACGAGGUGGCGCAGAUGCACGAUGACCUGCUGUCUGGCUCCCCGCCAUGCCUGGACAGCUCCUCGUCCCGGGAUCCUUACAAACCAGCCAGUAAGAACACCCUGGUGAAGCCCCCUUACUCCUACAUCGCCUUGAUCACUAUGUCAAUUCUUCAGAGCCCCAAGAAGCGGCUCACCCUCAGCGAAAUUUGCGAUUUCAUCAGCAACCGUUUCCCGUACUACCGGGAAAAGUUCCCCGCGUGGCAGAACUCGAUCCGACACAACUUGUCCCUGAAUGACUGUUUCGUCAAGAUACCGAGGGAACCGGGGAACCCCGGGAAGGGAAACUACUGGACCCUAGACCCGGAGUCCGCCGAUAUGUUCGAUAACGGCAGCUUUCUGAGACGACGGAAACGCUUUAAACGGCAGCAGCAGCAGGACUUUCUGCGGGAGCACAACAGUUUUAUCCCCGCCGCUGCGUACGGCUAUGGACCUUACGGCUGCGGCUACGGUAUCCAGCUGCAGUCCUACCACACACACUCUGCGAUUUUCGCGUUUCAGCAGCAACAGUCCAGGCAUUCACACACGGGGACCAUUAUUCCGGCACCGUCCUUAAUGCCCACCACUGACUUGGCCAGGAGCCGGUUCUAUCCCCAGCUCAGCCCCAGCCUGGCUUCACCCAUACAGACUGCAGCCAAGUCCAGCUCGCCUGUCCAGCGCUCUCCCUUCUCCAUUGAGAGUAUCAUUGGUGGGUCGCUGAGCCCUGCGCACUCUCAAUGUGCCUCGCGGACUUCUCCUCUUGUUCCAAUGUUAUCGUCCUCCCUCGCCCCACAGUCGCCCAACCAGUCGCAGAGCGUGCACCCAGGAACUGUUUUACACACGGUCGAGAACUUUCCCAACAGAAUUGUGAACGGUACUAGUGGCUGUUAAUUUCUAUAAACUAACUUCAAAGUUUUCAAGAAAUAUGAACAAAAACGCCCCUCUUUGAAGGUAGGAUUAUUUUCGUAUGUUUUUGUUGUUGUUGGGGUAACACGCAGCUGAAUGAUGGAUAUUUACACUAGGGCUUAUUCAUGCCUAUUCAUGCUGUAAAAAAUAUAUUAUAUUUAUGUUCAUAACAUUUUAGUGUCAAUCUAAUUUUCUCUCCACGAAAUGUUUCGUUGUUUAUGAAGUGAUUCGUUUAAGUCACUGUCUAGGGCGUCUCAGGAUCGACGUAAUGAAACAGCUUAUAAAUGAUCACGUCUAAAACAAUGUAUAUUGUGUCACACACACCAAUGUUUUUGUAGUUUGGCAAAUUGAAACAUUUUUACUGUUUUGAUUUGUGCUUUGUAUUGAAAAGACACAAAGAUGAAAGUAAUUCAUUUAUAUGCAGUGUGUGCUUAUUUCAGUAAUAAAACAUUGUACAUUC